UGUAAAUUCUAGUUAUAAUUUAAAGAUAAUAACUGACAUUUCCCUUUGUUGUUCUUUAAGCUUUUUCUUGGGAUGUCUUCUCAUUUUGCAGAUAAAGCUGAACAAAAAUGAGUGCAACCCAUUUAUUCCCUCAUCCUGCUGCAAACCAGAAUGGUUUCAGGCAGCUGAGUCGGCAAGUACUUUCUCAAUACUGGCUGUACGUGGUGUCAGUAAUUCCAGCAGCAUCCCCUGGAAAAGACUGGUACAAGCAGCAUAGGGGUGAUUUCUCCAAAUCCUGGGGCCAAAGCCAAAUCCUACAAGGGGAUUUUUGCAGGUUUGCUCCUUCAUCACUGGGAUGUUAUAAUCCAGUAGUCUUUUACGUAGCUUAGUAGAUUGAGUUAUUUGGCCUUUUGAACUAAUGUUUGUUGUUUCUCUGAUGCAUUUCUCCCUCCCUUGCCCCAGACACGUUCCAUCCUUGGCCAGAUGCUGCAAAUGAGGAGAGGACAGGGACUUCUGCUGUUCUUAGAAGUGGUGGUGGAGAUGCUGCUGCAGAUGCUAUUGUAGGUUCAGGACAGUUUUAGGGUGUCCAGUGACCCCCUCAGGCAGGCUCUUUGCAUACUUGCUUGCAGCACAGCAAACAGGAAAUGUGUGUGCACCGGUAGUUGAGUGCAACCCAAAAACGGAAAGCUGCCUUGAGUAAGAGAAAAUGACAGCUUGGGCGUGGGGCAGGCGGGUGUGCAGCAGCAAUGCCCUUGGUGUGGGGCUGAUAUCCCUCUGACCUCGGGGAACCUCACAGCACAGCCAGACAGUGCCCUGAAGCUCAGGAUACCUUUCAGCACGCAGAAAAGUACCCAGCUGUGAGCCAUGGCUGAACACCGGGCAGGUGCCAAGGGCCGGCGCAUGGGCUCCAGCCGUCGCAGGCAGCUCUGCAAGGAUUCUGGUCCCAGCGAAGAGCCACUGUGGGCAUCUAAAGUCAUGCAGAAGGUGCAGGACUUCAUCCAUGGGCACCACAAGGACCAGACAGGGUUCAUCACUCGCUCAGACAUGCAGAAGUUGCAGGAGAAGAAUUUCCCAUGCAGCACAGAGGAGCUGGAGCUCCUCUUUGAUGGGCUGGAUGCUGCUGGCACCGGGCAGUUGAACACUGAGGAGUUUGUUGCCGGGCUCUGGCAGUUCCUGAGCUCCCAAAAGGCCAGCAGGGACCAUCGCCAGCGGAAAACAGGAUCCUGGAGGAACUCAGUCUUUGCCAGCCCUUUGUUGGAGGGGGUGGACAGUGAGGAGCAGAAACACUUUGCAGCAUUCAUGGACCAGCUGGGCACAGAUGACAUCUCUGAAGAGUGGGAGAUCUGGCAACUCUGGGCCAAGCUCCGGAAGGAUGAGCCACAGCUCCUGGGCAACCUGGAGGACUUCUUGGCCAAGAUGAGGCACCGCAUUCAAGAAGCCAGGAGCAAGAAGGAGGUCUUGGAGGUGACCCUGAACAAAUGUGUGGCUGAGCACAACCUGGAGGUGCAGCAGCUCUGUGCAGCCAUGGAGCAACAGAUCCAGCAGGAGCAGCAGCGGCUGGAGCAGGAGAGCAUGGCCCGAAGCCACUUGCAUGGCAUGGAGCUGCAGCGAGUCCUGGAUGCCAGUGAAAAGGAGGUGCAGCGCUUGGUCACAGCACAGGUAGAGCUGGAGACACGGUGCCACAGCCUCCUCAGCAUGCAGCAAACUGCCAGCACUGAAAAGCAGCAGCUGGAAGAGAGCAACCGGGUGCUGGAGGAGCAGCUGCAGCACAUCAACCUGCAACUGCAGCAGACCCAUGGGUAUCUGUGGACCACAAGGGCCGCGGUAGCUCAAGAGCACAUGGAGGAGCUGCAGGACAGAGCAGUGGCAGAGCUGCCUGGUGAGAUGCCACCAUCCCUGCAGAUGAGUCCACAGCAGAGUGAGAAGUGUUGCUCAGAGGUGCAGAUCAGGCUGGGGUCACAAGUUGGCAAGCCACAACGCAAAAACACCCACCAAGUGGUUUGGGAAAAGCUGCCAGCAGAAACAAGCAUUUCAGGACUGCCAAGAACACUCUCUGUAGAAGAGGACCCUUUCCCUGAAUUUCUGAAAGAGGAACAGUUUUCUGACCAAGGUUCUUUGCUAAGAGAGAUGAAUGAUGCAAUAGCAGCUCUGAGCAUGCAGCUGAAGCCACAGGCACCAGCUGCACUGGCAGAAGCUGCCUGUUGCCUGCAACAUGAUGCUGAGCGCCAAAAAGGACCAGAAGCAGCAACACUGCAUGGUUCAGCCAUUGGGGCCCCAAGGAAUACCCAUGUUGGUCACAAGCUGUUCAAAGAAGACCUGAGAGAGGGACGAACCGCAGCUGAGCUUCCUGCUCGGGACAUGACACAGGCCAGUGCGUCCACUGAGGAGCUGGGGGCAGAGCAGGGAAACAGCAUGGAGGGAGCAGGGCAAGGCCUGGAGGAGGUGAAAGGGACAUUAUUUGGGAAGGGAAAGGGUGCUGAUGAGAAGGGGCAGAUACUAAAGGAGGCUGAGCGUCCACAACGUGCACCCAGAGAGAGAAAAGAGACAGCUGAUCAGGAAUGGGUGGAGGUGGAGGAAGCAGAAUGGGUGCACAAAAAGACAGAACAGGAAAAGGCACAGCUGCCAGGAGAUGCUGAAGAAGCAGCGUUAAGCCAGGGAGAAAAUUUGGAGGCAACCCCCGAGGGCUGGGAACUGGAGCUUGUACCAGGUUGGGACUUGGCCAGAGAUGUGCUUGGGGAGCCGGGAGGGUGCCUGGAGCCGGAGCUGAUAUGCAGGGGUGAGGUGCAAAUGGCAGCAAAGCAGGAAGACAGUGUCCUCCCAGGGGUGACAACAGUUUCCAACCCCAAAAAUGUAGAUGGGGAAGGUGAUGGUGCAGAGGUGCAGUCAUGGGGACAGGACAAAGGAACAGUGCAGGUAGAUGCAGAACCAGCUCAGGUGCAUGGAGCAAAGCAUGGCAGGAGUCAUGGAGCAGCCUGUGAGCUCCUAGCUGAGGCUGCAGAGGAGGAGAGGGGUGCAGGAGAGGCAAUGCAGGGAGGGCAAGGUGAUGCCUGGCUACAGCCCAGUGGGGAAGAUUUUGGGGACAUGAAGGAAGGGACCUCACAUGCACAUGUGCUACAGCUAGAGGCAGUGCCACAAGCUGAAACACAGGAAGGGGCAGUGGUGGCAGGUGUGCAACAGCUGGAGGCCCUGAGCAGUGCUGCCAGUGUGCAGUUGCUUGCAGAGCUGGGGGAGCUUGAGGCAAGCCCAGGAGGGAGCCCAGCAGCAGAGCUACAGCACCAAAGUGUUGCUGGUGCCCCAGGUAUAGAGCAGGCAGGGAGCAUGGGGCCAGAUGUACAGCCCCUGGAGGGGGUUGGUAGAGCACAGCCAGGGCUGGAGGAGAGAACCAGUGCUGCUGCAGUGCUUGGUGAGGGCCUUUCCCCAGCAGAAACCCCUAUGGAGUACCUAGGUCUGCCUAGGCUGGUCCUGAUUAAUGCUCAGACACUGGGAAUGGAGGAGGCAGAACACUCUCCAGCAGAGACUCUGCUCCAUGGGGGUCUUAUCCCAGAAGCCCCACGGGAUGUGGGGCGCCAUAUGGCCAUUCGUCUCGCGGAGGAGGCUGGGGAUGGGGGACAAGGGCCAAGCGAGUCUGGGCUGCCAAAUCAGCCUCUGCUUGAUCCCCAGGGAGCAGAAGCUGGGCUGGCAGAGGGGGCUGCUUCAGAGGUGCCACAACAGAAGAAGGCUGGAAGCAUGGAGGUGCUGGAGGCCCUGAGCAGUGCUGCCAGUGUGCAGUUGCUUGCAGAGCUGGGGGAGCUUGAGGCAAGCCCAGGAGGGAGCCCAGCAGCAGAGCUACAGCACCAAAGUGUUGCUGGUGCCCCAGGUACAGAGCAGGCAGGGAGCAUGGGGCCAGAUGUACAGCCCCUGGAGGGGGUUGGUAGAGCACAGCCAGGGCUGGAGGAGAGAACCAGUGCUGCUGCAGUGCUUGGUGAGGGACUUUCCCCAACAGAAACCCCUGUGGGGAGCCCAGUCCCUGAUGGACUGGUCCAAGAUAAUGCUCAGGAAUUGAAAUUGAAGGAGGCAGAGUCACUUGUGCAGGUGGAGGAACUCUUAUCAACCCCUGGAGGGAGCACAUGGGCUGACCUGCAGCCCCUGGUUGAAGAAGGGACUGGGGAAGUGGCACAGAGCCAAGCCGUGGCUUUGGAAGUGGGGCUGUGCAACACAGAUGUGUGGGAUGGGGAUGCUGAUGCACCUGUGCCCCUUCCAGCUGUGGCUGCUUUGCAUCCUGAGUAUGCUUCUGCCACUAAAUAUCCUUAUCCAGAUGUAAAACUGGUAGCAGUUAAUGAUCCAGAUGAGCAGGCCCUGGAAGAAAACCAAGCUCUGGAAAUUUUCCAGGAAGAGAGUGCUGAUGCAGAGGGGAGGCCUCUGGAUGGAGCUCAAGGUCUGGGAGUUGUGCAGGGAGCUAGAGUAGAGGCAGAGACAAGGAUCUUAGUUGAAGUUCAGCAUUUAGAACUAAAGCAGGGCCAUGAUACUAAUGCAGCCACACUGGCCGCCUCUGUUUCUGAGGUGCCUCUACAAAUUAGCACUCUAAAUUGGAAUAUGGUGAUGCAGGAGGAUGUUCUCGUUCCAGAUGUGCAAUGGCUAGGUGGUUCGGGACAGGCAGCCCAAAGUGAGCUCCUGGAGCAGGUCUCAUCACAGAAAGAGAAGAUGAGGCUUCAUGCUGCUCCCCAGCAGCCACAGGAGAAGCCACCAUGUGUGAUAGAAACCAAGCAAGUAGCUGCUGGACCUGCUGAGCCUCCAAAACAAGAAGUGCCACCAGUGUCAGCCUUUUGCACAAGGGUCCAAGAGCAGGAAGAUACUGGGAAUGAUUUGCUGGGGAUGAAUCUCAGAGACAGCACACUGAUGGAUGCAGCCAACAGCAGGGUGCAGCCUCAAAGGCAUCUCUCAGAAGAGUGGAGGGAAGACCUUGAUGUUGGCCAACCAGAGAAGAAAAAAGAGAUGGGGCAUAAAAUGAGCCAGGAAGGUGAGCCCAGCCCAGGAGAGCCAGGAGCUAUGACUGUGAAUGGAGCAGGAGCUUCUCCAAGGGGCUCUUCUGAAGUCUCCCUGGACCCAGACCACUUGUACAAUGUGCUGUUUGUCGGUGAUUCCCAUGUGGGCAAAACAUCCUUUCUGUACCGGUUGCAUGCCAACACCUUCAACCCACACCUCACUGCCACAGUAGGACUGGAUUAUCAGGUCAAAAGCCUCAUCAUGGACAACAAGCACUUUGCUCUCCGCCUAUGGGACUCAGCUGGGCAGGAAAGGUACCACAGCAUCACCAAGCAGUUCUUCCGGAAAGCAGACGGGGUGGUGCUGAUGUAUGACAUCACGUCACAGUACUCCUUCGCAGAUGUGCGCUACUGGCUCAGCUGCAUCCAGGAGGGAGCAGAUGACGGAGUCACUAUUCUGCUUCUUGGGAACAAAACGGACUGCGCUACAGAGAGACAGGUCCCUACUCAAGAGGCAGAACGCUUGGCUGAGGAGUAUCAGCUCAUAUUUUAUGAAUGCAGCGCUGCCUCUGGCCACAACGUUGCUGAGUCCAUGGUCAGCCUAAUCAGGUCACUCAAAGUUCGUGAAGAUCAAUUGAGAAAUAAGACAGAAGAGGUAGCAAAGCUGCCUCAGAAGAAAAAGGGCUGCUGCUGGUGAUGAACAGAGUCCUUGCUGUAGUCUGAAACUGCUGUGGCAGAAAAGCAAAAAAAAAAAAAAAAAAAAAAGGAUUCUUGACCACCAGCCCUGCUCCUUGUGUGCCUGUCUUGCCUGAGCUCCCUUGAUGCUGAGAGCAAAAAAUGCUACAGAGGAGAAGGCUGUUGUCUGUUCUGCUCCCUGCUCAUCUCUGCUAUUGCCAGUUGCCAGAGAGAACAAACCCUCCAAGAGACUUAUUGGGAAACUGCACUGCCUUCACCUGAAGACCAAAAUUGGGCUAAUGAAGGAGAAGGAGGCAGAAAGGAACCCAUCUGGAUCCAAGAUACUGGAACCAUCCUGGAAGCAGCAGGCAGCAAAACCCAGUCUCAGGAUAAAAGAAAUGAGUACAGGGAGUCAGCAGAAUGUUUAAGGCCAUUUGUGCUGCUGUGCAGUGGGGACUUUGGCUCUGUCUUUACAAGCUGGUCAGAUUUGGUUUGGACCAAUGAAACAUGCUGUAUAUCCUAAGUGCAGUGUAAGUCUCUCCAACUUGGCAAGGCAAAGCUGUUUUUCCCUUUUUCAGUUUCCAAUGCCAGUGAUCAGCAAUGGGUCCUGUCUGAAAAAGAUUAAAAACUUUGGAGCUUUUCAAGGUGUUUUGAUCAAAAGCAAGUCCAGGAUAAAAGAAAGGGCACUGAAGUGGUGGGGUGGUGAGGUAUAUAGACAGAGAAAUGCUCAUGAGUCCUUGUUUCACUUUAGUGCACCCAGAGCAGAGUCUUGCACUGUCACAGCAAACCCUCAGUAUGGGCAGGGAAAAGUGAGCUUCUGCACCCUGCCCUUUAAAAGUGAUACUUCUAAUGAAGUACUGAAUCUCAGUGUGACAUCUAAAAAGGUACAUAUCACAAUUUCUUUUUUUUUAACAGCUUAAUGCAGAUAACCAUAUUUUUGCAGAGAAAGGCAUACAGACUAAAUAGAUAAGAAUAUGAGUGUUGCAUUUUUGUGUUUUUAUAUAUUCCAAAAAUAA
Molecule: messenger RNA, 6631 nt
Organism: Anas platyrhynchos (mallard)
Lineage: Eukaryota; Metazoa; Chordata; Aves; Anseriformes; Anatidae
Gene: RAB44
Product: RAB44, member RAS oncogene family
Molecular function (GO): GTPase activity; GTP binding
Source: RefSeq, a predicted model, not a curated record